CUUUCUCAAGUUCAGGAACUGAGCAGCGGAGACGCGUGUAGUGAGUCACGCUACGUGAAAUGAAAAGCUGUACGCGCCAAAAGUUGGAUGACGGUCUUAUCCUGAACCAUAAAUAGGCCGGUUUUCAGUUUCACGACUGGUUGUCCGGAGUUCAGGUCACGGAGGGAGUUUCCUGGUAAAGCAAUGGCAUUUCUCCAUCUUUCUGCGUUUAGAGCUUCCUCGCGCGCAGCGAUUCCGCUGCCCACUACUGCUUCUUCACGUCCGUCGUUGCCCGCCGUCCAAAUCCGUGCUUUGAACAGAUUCGACAACUGGGUCGAUGAUUUUAGGUCCAAGUCGUUGAGUUUGGUGCUUUCGGGAGCUCUCACUCUCGGCCUCUCUCUUUCAGGCCAGUUUUGCUUCAUCCUCCUGCCUCAGCGGUUCCUCUUUCUUGUUGCGACGAAGGUUUAGAGAGAAAAAGGAAACUAGUGUUUUACUUCCUCUGGAGCCGAAUUUUGCAGGGGUGGGUAUUGCGGAAGCAAAAGUAGGAGUUAACAAGCCUGAAUUGCUUCCCAAGGAGUUCACUACUGUCAUAGAUGUCGCUGGAUUCCUUUCCGAUGGCCAGGAGAGAAGACUUACUCAGGAGAUUGCUGAGAUUGAAAAGGAGACUGGAUUCAAGUUGAGAGUUCUAGCUCAAAAUUAUCCAGACACUCCAGGGCUGGCGAUCAGAGAUUUCUGGCAGGUGGAUGAUAGGACUGUCGUGUUCGUUGCUGAUCCAACGUUUGGAAAUAUUCUCAAUUUUAACGUUGGUGCUUCUGUUGAUCUGGACAUCCCACGGAGCUUCUGGAGCCGGCUGGCCGGGAAAUAUGGCAAUAUUUUUUACUGGAAAGAGAAGGGCGAAGAUGCAUCUAUUGAAGCUGCUGUGAUGGCAAUAUCCAGUUGCUUGAGAGAGCCUGUAGGCGCAAACAACUGCUCUGAAGUCAAAUAAGAUGAUACUCACUUGAUAAAAACGGCAGGAUAGAUGUCAGGAGAAAGGGCGCAGGUUAUUAUAAAUUUAGAUCUUCCUUCGUCUCCUGAUUUUGUGUGUUUGUAAUAUGGAGGAUAAUGCAAUGAUAACUGAAAUUGCUGGUCCUGCUUCAGCUAUAUUCAUUGUUGCUAUUUAUGGGCUCAAAACUAUUAAUGCUGUGGUACUGUGCAAAACCAAAGCUGCUUGUGGCUGAGUCUCUGCAAAAGAGCUGGAAAUGCGCAACUGAAAUGUUAUUAUAUUUUCACUACUUCGAACAUGAUUGCCUGAACAUUUGACUGUAAAUGAAGUUCUACAAGUCAUCCAAGCAUUAUAACCAAAUGGAAACUAGUUAGAAUGGUUAGUAUCUCUCAGCAACAAGAAACCAAAUUGUCUGGGAUAAACUGCUGUUCAGACAAGAAAGCUGGCAAAUCUUCUCAUACAAUGCAGUAAUAUAUAUAUAUAUAUAUAUCUUUAUUAUUAUUACUUAUAUCUUCUACCAUUCUGUACUUGCUCUUCUCACUUUCCCUCCAUGUAGAACCCUCUGAAGCUCCUCAGGAUGACAAGGCACUGCAAGAACACCUUCCUGGCCGAAACCAAAUUCAUCCUCAGCCUGUUCCAGCAAUUCAAGAAACUCUGGAUCAUUCAAGUCAUCCAACUCCACAACAAACCUAGUUGUUUUCCCACCUUUGGUUGCAGUCACGGCAAACUGCCCUUUCUUCACAUCGUUGGGAGGCAAUUUCCCAGCAUCUUUGUCUUCUUCGUCGAGCUCAGGAAUGCUUUUCAGCCUCUGCCCUCUUCUGGAUCCCAUCACCAAGAGACCCCUUUGCAGUUUUCUUGUGAAAAGCUUGAGCAUCAUCAAGCUUCGGAGGCUUUCAUCCUUGUUAAACAUGGCGGUUAAGAUUCAAUGUCUGUGAAUCCAAAGGUACGCGAUCCUAAUUUGGGUUUCUUUGCUUUCUCUGUAUUUGCUGAGAUGAGAUUUGGGAGAGGGUGAUGGGGAAGUAUAUACUGGAAGCCGGUCCUGAGGUUGGGUGACAUGGAUGAAACUUCUGAAGAACACAUGGGACCAUAUUGAUUUAGAUGCAACAUUGGUGACAUUUAAUGUCAUAAAUUGAUAGCUCAAUCCCACAGGCCAUUUUCUGUGGGACUUGACACAGUGGGGUUCUCUGAAAGACACGUUUUACGGUGGACAGAGAUUAUGUUGCUUCAAUUGUGUGGUUUUUUCAUCAUCCAUGGGUUGGGUAGUGGUUUCUUGUUAGUUAUCAACCAAGAAUCCGACUUCCCUAUCUGGUAAAAGUAAAGUAUGUCAUUCAUCCAUGCAUUCGUUCAUUCACCAUGGCUUGAGAAGAGUAACCUGACUCAAAGCUGCAUUUAUUAACCCAGUUGAACUGAGGAUUUAGCCUAUAGGUGACUUGACUCUUUCUUUGGCUGCUAGGCGAACCUAAUAAUCAUGGCAGGCCCUGCAGAAACUGCCAUGAAGAUAUUUCCUCUGCUACUUGGUUCAUUUGUUGCCUUGAUAUGUCAAUUCUAAACAGAACAUGGCCGACUUUCUCUUUAAUCGAGUAGUAGAAGCAGAACACGGUUUGCCUCUUGCCAGGAAAAAACCAACCUUCAUCUUCUCCAUCCACUCGUUUCUUUCUUUCCAUCGCAUGGCCUGAUGAGAUACUUUUGCUAGGAUAUUUUUCUGACCUUUCUUUUUCUUCCUUGUCGUUGAGAGUGUUGCAGGUUACAAUGUAUGCUGCACUUUGGUACGCAUUCUGGUACUCUGAGUACGGUGAAGCAAUGAACUAUUACAAAAGGAGAUGUGUACAAAUUGGGACACGGUUGGAACCUUGUAAGGGGAAGCAUAUGGGUAAAGCGGAUUGAAGCUGGUACAUAACCAUCGCGGGGAGCGGAUUAAACCUUUUUUUUUACUAUUGCUUAAUAGUGUGUUAUAAAAUGAUAAUUAUAAAAUAGGACUUUACUACGCUGUCUCGUAAAUUGGAGAAAACGGUCUAUGUUUUACACUAAAAGGUCUAUCACUUUU
Messenger RNA from Linum tenue, 3005 nucleotides. The record is from the annotation of a GenBank genome assembly. Lineage: Eukaryota; Viridiplantae; Streptophyta; Magnoliopsida; Malpighiales; Linaceae.